GGUUCCCCUUUUGCAUUGUGUUGGAGCUGUGCAGUAACCACUUGCAAAAUGGUUGUCUCAUCGGCCAUAGGUGCAGAGGAGGUUUAAAUUUGUGUUUCGGGGGGUGUCGACUCUGCUGAAAACACCAAGAGGUCACAAUGGCACCGACAUCAAGUAUUUUUAUGCUUUUGGCCCUCACUGUUUGUGAUGCUGCUAUUUCCUGCCAGAAUGAAGAUGGCCAGCCUGUCGAUUGGUUCAUCAUCUACAAGCUGCCAAAAUACAAAAUUGGCGAGGUGGGUAGCGGGGUAGACUACAUGUACCUGGACCCCUCCUUAGACACCUGGCAACUUAGUAAAUUCAUGGUUAACACUAGUCAAGGAGCCAUCAGCAAUACCCUCGACCAGCUUUACAGCAAAGCCAUUAACAAGUCUAGCGACUUUGUUUAUGCCUUCUACAAUGAUUCACCACCUCUCCUCAAAUACAUGCGAGGAUAUGGACAUACAAAAGGGGUACUGCUAUUUGACUCUUCCCAGGGCUUCUUGCUGUCUCACAGCAUUCCCCAUUUCCCUUCAUUCCCAGAGAUGGGAUACCUCUACCCAUCGUCUGGCAAAAUCAAUGGCCAGACAGCUUUGUGUCUUAGCCUCCACUACGACCAAUUCGUCCAUGUCACGCAGCACCUGGUGUAUCUUUUCCCACGAUUCUACAACUGCUCCGUCCCUCCUGCAUUUGCUAGCAAACUGCCUCAACUGGCCCAGUUAUGUGCAGGCCAAAGGCCAGAAGCGCCUUCGGACAAGAGAAUGGACCAGCUCCUUUCUCUGCAAGGAGAGAAGUUUUUCACUUUUGCCAAAUCCGACCAUUUCGUGGAUGACAUCUAUACUGGCUGGGUGGCUCAGGUCCUAAAAGCGGACUUGAUGACUGAGACCUGGCAGAGACCAGACCACGACCUGCCUUCCAAUUGCUCCUUGCCCAAUCACGUCAUGAACAUUAAGAGGAUCCGUCUUCCCAAAUCUGCCCCAUUCUAUUCAAAGUACGACCACUCCAAGUGGUGCGUGUCGUGGGAUUAUGAGAAGCAAUUGACCUGCUUGGGAGACCUGAACAGGGAGGUACUUCAAAUGUGGCGAGGUGGGGGACUAAUGUGCUCCAACAACACGUUGAUUUACAAGUCUUUUAGACCUGUGGUGGACUGGUACAUUGGAUGCUGAUUUGAAGGCCAUCCUUGUAUUGUUUUGAUUGUUAGGGUCAAUUUCUUUGAUUAUCUCUCGGAACCAUGAUCUAUGAUCUUUCAGUAAAUCAAUCUGUUGUUAAUUGAUCAAUUGAUUUAUAAUUUUUUUUCAGGGAGGCAAAUUCUCUUCAUGUCACCUCCUGCAUUCAUGAAAUUAUGGUACAAUUAUACUCUUCUCCAGGAUGUGAUUCAUCAACAAUCAAUUCACCCAAUCGACAAUGUACUUUUAAAAUGAAUAAUAAAUGAUAAUUGUGCCUAGGCCCAGUAUCGUUA
Molecule: messenger RNA, 1474 nt
Organism: Syngnathus typhle (broad-nosed pipefish)
Lineage: Eukaryota; Metazoa; Chordata; Actinopteri; Syngnathiformes; Syngnathidae
Gene: dnase2b
Product: deoxyribonuclease II beta
Exons: 6
Coding region: 138-1181 (347 amino acids)
Biological process (GO): apoptotic DNA fragmentation
Molecular function (GO): deoxyribonuclease II activity
Source: RefSeq, a predicted model, not a curated record